Molecule: messenger RNA, 2524 nt
Organism: Carassius carassius (crucian carp)
Lineage: Eukaryota; Metazoa; Chordata; Actinopteri; Cypriniformes; Cyprinidae
Product: palmitoyltransferase ZDHHC14-like
Exons: 9
Coding region: 796-2289 (497 amino acids)
Biological process (GO): protein targeting to membrane; peptidyl-L-cysteine S-palmitoylation
Cellular component (GO): endoplasmic reticulum; Golgi apparatus
Molecular function (GO): protein-cysteine S-palmitoyltransferase activity
Source: RefSeq, a predicted model, not a curated record
CUGUACUGACACAUCACUAGGUUUUAAACCGUAACACCCAGAUAUGCUGUCUACGUAGACAGCUGGCUAUGAUUUGAGACGGCGCCGCUGUUUAUAGGGUCAUCGUGUGUUAUUCACGCUGGGAUCCAUUCCAUCCACAUUCAGCGCACAGCGAUCCUUCCUCUCUCUCUCCUUCAUCAUCAUCAUCAUCGAUACAGAUGAUUAAACUGACGCCUCUGUUUGUUUGCUGUUGCGAUAUUGUGCAUGCGGCGUCAGAACUAGAUUUGUAUCGUGCUUAGAAACCUCCCAGUGAACGGGUUUACGAGGACAUCGGAAGGACGCUCUUAACGUUAUGUUCCAAAUGUUUGGAGUGGAUUUGGUUGCUUCUGAAUCGCAUUAACGGAGUUACAAGCUUCAAGACGCCCGCGGACAAAGCGACAUUUCUGGGCAUGAUGUCCACAUGCCCCUGUGUCCUGGAGCGCAUCCUGUUGUGUUGAGGAUAGACAUCUGCAAUGAAGGAGUUCUCCAAACAAACAUGUAAACCAAACACGCGGAUCUUAUUUCUUUCCCAUCGUUUCGGAUGCACAUAUUAGCAAUGCAUUUAAAACAUUGAAGAUUUCAAUGGAAAACAUGGAGAUAAGAAAAUGGUUUCUUGGUUACAGUGCCACAAUUUUCUUUGACUGGGCUAUGUAAUGCUUCCUUCAUCAGAUCAGAGAUGUUUCUUCAAGAUCCAGCUGUCUCGUUAGUUCCUUGAGGACUUUUGAAUUCUGAUUCACUUGUGUUGCUUUAAAGUUGUGUUUUAUUACUGGUGGGUAGAUGACAGGCAACAUGCAUCUCGGAGUAGAGGAGCCCAUCCGAGAGUGCCAGUACAAUCAGAUCUGCACACACAACUCCUCACCCAUGGACACUCCACACACCAAGAAGAAGAAGAUCAAAAGGAAAUGGCAGGUUUUUCCUGGCCGAAAUAAGUUUUACUGCAACGGCAGGAUCAUGAUGGCAAAGCAGACCGGGGUCUUCUAUCUUACAACGGUUCUCAUUUUGGUGACCAGUGGCCUCUUCUUUGCCUUUGACUGCCCAUUCCUGGCAUCAAACCUGACCCCUGCUAUUCCGGCCAUCGGAGGAGUGCUAUUCGUCUUCGUGAUGGGAAUGCUGCUCCGGGCGAGCUUCAGCGACCCGGGCGUCCUGCCCAGGGCCACACCAGAGGAAGCAGCCGACACUGAGAGGCAGAUAGAUGCAACCAACGGCCCGAGCGGCCCAGGGUACAGACCACCCCCUCGGACCAGAGAGGUGGUCAUUAAUGGUCAAACAGUCAAACUAAAAUACUGUUUCACCUGCAAGAUCUUCCGACCGCCGCGGGCCUCACACUGCAGCCUGUGUGACAACUGCGUGGAGAGAUUUGAUCAUCACUGCCCGUGGGUGGGCAACUGUGUGGGGAGGAGGAACUAUCGCUUCUUCUACCUCUUCAUCCUCUCACUCUCCUUCCUCACCAUCUUCAUCUUCGCCUUCGUCAUCACGCACGUAAUACUGAGAUCCAACAGGACUGGCUUUCUUAAUGCUCUCAAAGACAGCCCUGCCAGUGUUCUGGAAGUGGUGGUGUGCUUUUUCUCCGUCUGGUCCAUCGUGGGACUGUCUGGAUUCCAUACCUACCUGAUCAGCUCCAAUCAGACCACCAAUGAAGACAUCAAAGGUUCAUGGUCAUCCAAACGAGGCAAAGGCAACUUUAACCCCUACAGCUACGGAAACUUCCUCACCAACUGCUGCGCUGCACUGUGUGGACCUCUGCCGCCGAGUUUGAUUGACAGAAGAGGUUUUGUCCAACCAGACACUCCGCAGCCUGCAGCCCAGACAAACGGCACCGGCGCCUGCCCCUCCAAUCAAGUCCAGAGUCACAUGUGUGCUCAAGACCAGUGCAUUCAGAGCACCAAAUUCGUUUUGCAGGCCGCCACCAACCCGCUGCUCCACAGUCAGCCCAUCAUUCUGGGCGGAGGCGCUCCCCUCCAGGCCAAGACCUCUCUGGGUGGGCCGUGCUCCACUCUGGGCCCCUCUCAGGCCUCGCUGCCCUCCUCUAUCCCUGGCCUCAGCUGCGGAGGAGAGCUGAUGGCCCUGCGAGACUCUGAGAUCCACUGUCACCAUCACCUACACCAUCAACAUUUCAUCAGUCCUGAAGAGACGCCCUCCCCGCCUGCAGCCCUGCCCUGCGCCACCCACCUGGGUCACAACGUUCACCCGGCGCAGCUCUUCAACCCCGCCAGCCAGGACUCGCUCCAUGAAGACUCUGUGCGGGGUUUGGUGAAGCUGAGUUCAGUGUGAGCUGUUUUUAGUGCCGUCCUGCUGAACUGGACCAUAAGCCAUUCGGUACUUUACACACAUAUAACAGCCUCUGCUGAUAUUUAAUGGAGGCAGCUGCCCCGAACAGUUUCUGGAGUACCAGGUUAGGGACCAAAGCUAGUCUCCCAGCUCUGUUAUUACCCAAGCUAUAUAUUUUUUUCUUUUAUGCAAGCUUGUUUCCACUACGGAUUAAAAAUAUUUAAAAAAGGUAACUGCG